AUGAUCUGCCGGAAACUACCGCCGAACUCAACGAAGUGCUCGAUAAUGGAAGGCGACGUCUGCUAUCACUACAUGGUGGAGAGUGGAAUCUGCUACAUGACGGUGACUUCUACUGAAUAUCCCAAGAAACUGGCCUUUCUUUACCUUGCGGAACUGUGCGCUGCAUUCGAAAAAGAGCUAGAAGGGCAAUGGAAAUCGCAAUCUUCGCACGAUCCAUUACGCGCCAUUACGAAGCCGUACAGUUUUAUGACAUUUGAUCGCACCAUUCAUAAAAUUAAGGCUAACUUCAAAGAUCCGAAUUCAAGCAAGGCGCUGCAUAUGAUCAACAACAGCCUCAACGAGGUGACCAACAUCAUGCGGCGCAACAUUGAUGAAAUACUGCAGCGUGGGGAAAACCUAGAAGGUAACGUUUUCAUCGGCACUACCGUUACGCAACAGCAGAUAUCGGCCGCAUGGCAGACGGGCUCAAAGCCGAAACGCUCAAGUUCAAAACAUCGUCACAGCUUCUUGCCCGACAAAGCCUGCUAG
Messenger RNA from Babesia ovata, 528 nucleotides. Its product is annotated as vesicle transport protein. Gene Ontology annotation, biological process: retrograde vesicle-mediated transport, Golgi to endoplasmic reticulum; endoplasmic reticulum to Golgi vesicle-mediated transport; vesicle fusion with Golgi apparatus. NCBI's taxonomy places the organism in Eukaryota, Apicomplexa, Aconoidasida, Piroplasmida, Babesiidae. The record is from RefSeq and is a predicted model, not a curated record. The coding region runs from base 1 to 528 and encodes 175 amino acids. The transcript is spliced from 2 exons. Gene Ontology annotation, cellular component: endoplasmic reticulum membrane; SNARE complex; ER to Golgi transport vesicle membrane. Gene Ontology annotation, molecular function: SNAP receptor activity.